AUCCGGGCCGGGUCUAUGCAGGUUAUUAUAUCAGUUUUCCUCUGCGACUCCACGCUUCCACCUCUUUCUGUACAAUCUUGACGCACACGUAUGUAUAAUCUAUAUAAAAUAUUGCUUCUGACGAUGAAGCUCCGAAAACGAUUAGUAAUUAAAUAAUUUUUAUGGGAUACUAUUAGACUGGUGAUCAAAGUUUCUUCAGAUCGAUUUUUCUUUUUGGAUUUUUGAAUUUUUGUUGAAGAGAAGUGAUAUCAUAUUGGUAUGGCUUCUACAGUUCCGGCGAAGUCUCAGUUGCAUGGUUUCUCGUUGACGCAAUUGACAUAUAAGAAGGACAAACACCCUGACAACCACCAUCUCCGCCGCUCCACAACCGCCAAAUUGCCAUCACGGAAGAGCCAUCCCUCCUCCGUUUCUCCUCUCCGUGAAUCAAUGAUCAAUUCGCCAUUACGGGAUUCGGUUUUAGUUCCGCCGCCGCCACCUCGACAAUCUUUUUUACACGGUUCUGCGCAAACUCCUAUUCAUGUUAAAUCGUCAAUGCGCGGUGAAUCGUCUAAACGAUUUGGGAUCACUGAUUUGGCGAAACAAUCGCCGAAUAGAGGUGACAUACUGAAGUCUCCUGUACGCGGUGACUCGAUGAAACAGUUCGCGCUCCGGGGUGACUCGGUGAAGCAGUCUCCUAAUCGCGGUGACACAGUAACGCAGUUUUCGAAGCAUGAUAUAGCUUCAGAAUCCGGGCCUCCAAUGAAGAGUAAUGGUGCUUUGAUCGAGUAUCGGAGGAAUGAUUCGAGGAAUUUGGCAUCUCAGAGCACAAAAAAUGGAAUUUAUUCACGGAAUUCUGAUUGGGUUGUAGAGAAAUCAAAGAAAAAAUUACGGGCAACAGAAGCUGAUGAGGCUGGGAAUAAACAGAAGAGAUCUAAAAUUUUGAUAAAAAUCCCCUACAUGAAUAAACCAGAGGAAAAUCCCCAAGUGGAGGCCCACAGACUCCUUAACGAUGACCAGGAUGCUCAUGAAGACGGGAAAAUAAACAAUGAUGAUGAUGAUGAACCCAAGACUUGGAAUUUGAGACCUCGAAAGCUGACAAGGAAAUCCCUGAAUGUGAAUGGAGUUGCAGGUAAAUAUAAUGGGUCCGGGAUGUACGAUAACAAAGCUCAAUCGCCAUCUAGGAAUUUCAAUAAUAGAUCACGAGAGAGUGAAUUACUUGGUGGUAGUACUGCAGAAAAGAAGGAGAAGAGGAAAAUGAAAUUUUCGAUUGAGCUAUUAAAAGAGGAUAUUGAGGAGGAUAUUUUCGUCAUGACUGGAUCAAAGCCUGCAAGGAGGCCUAAGAAGAGAGCGAAAACAAUUCAGAAACAACUUGAUAAUCUGUUCCCUGGGUUAUGGUUGUCAUCAAUUACUCCUGAUUCGUACAAGGUCUAUGAAAAUCCUCCAAAGGGUUAGAUGUGAUCAUGGACAAAUGAUUUUGGAAUUUUUAAGGUGCUUGACUUCCAAAUUAUGUGAUGGCAUUUGAAGGUAGAAUCUGACAUAAUUUGUAAAGGUGAAAGGAAGAAUAAGUACUUUUUGGGUUCAUGUUCCCUUCUCUUUCCAUUUUUUUUUUCAUGCUUUUGACAAAGAAGGAAUAAUAGAAUUUUUGUUUUGAUUUAUAAGUAGCUCAUUUAAAUAUGGAUUUUCCUAAUUUUAGGAGUUUCAAUUUCGCAUGUAGACUGCAGUACUUUCUUUUCCCAUUGAAGGUUUUUUUUACUUGUUUCCUUGUGUUUGGAAGAUCAAGAAUGUUUUUCUGGGAUUCCAAAUAUCUGGGACACAGUUUAGUUGAUUAUAAAGCUCUCGAUUCGCAGUUUUGAGAAA
Molecule: messenger RNA, 1836 nt
Organism: Olea europaea var. sylvestris
Lineage: Eukaryota; Viridiplantae; Streptophyta; Magnoliopsida; Lamiales; Oleaceae
Exons: 3
Coding region: 259-1431 (390 amino acids)
Source: RefSeq, a predicted model, not a curated record